AUGGCAGCCGCAGAAGACCCUCUCAACACCUACACGCACCUCCCCAUCUACCUCGACCCCUCCACAAAAACCAUCCACCCCCAAUCCCCCACCUCCUCCUCCGAUCCCCUCCUCACAACCAUAACCCGCAUAAACGACCUCCACACCUCCUUCAAAUCCCUCGACACCCCCAACAGCGUCCCCCCACCACCCCUCCCCCUCAACCCAAAACGCACCGCCAACAUCAACAAACUCCGCGAGUCCGCCGCUGCAUCCGCCCGAAAAGGCAACAACACCGAAGCAGCCCGCCUGCUGACCUUCGCGCUCGACAUGGCUGCGGGACGACCAGAUUGGGAGCCCGUGGGCCUCAAGCGGGAAGAGCUGGCGGUGUGCUACCUCGCGCGCGCAGGCGCACAUGCGGAGAUAGGGGAGUGGGUUGAUGCACGGAGGGAUGCGCAGUGUAGUGUGGAGUGCAAGGCGGGACCGACGGUGACGCCGCAGGGGCAGAGGGUGAUGGGGAAUCCCAAGGCUUUCUUGAUUGCGGGGAAAAGUCUGUUGGAGAUGGGGCGGACGGAGGAGGCAGUACAAUGGCUCGAGCGCGCUAUCGAGGUCGAAGGGACGCAGCAGGAAGAUUGUAAGUUUUUGGUCAAGAUGCUGGAGGAGGCGAGGGAGAAGUUGACGCGGGAAGAGGCGGCUUAG
Cyphellophora attinorum is the source of this 678-nucleotide messenger RNA. RefSeq lists its product as uncharacterized. The record is from RefSeq and is a predicted model, not a curated record. The transcript has a single exon. The coding region runs from base 1 to 678 and encodes 225 amino acids. Gene Ontology annotation, molecular function: protein binding. NCBI's taxonomy places the organism in Eukaryota, Fungi, Ascomycota, Eurotiomycetes, Chaetothyriales, Cyphellophoraceae.